Molecule: messenger RNA, 1551 nt
Organism: Ostertagia ostertagi
Lineage: Eukaryota; Metazoa; Nematoda; Chromadorea; Rhabditida; Trichostrongylidae
Source: the annotation of a GenBank genome assembly
AUGCAGAAGCCGAGUCGAGCAGGUCUCCAGAUGAUUUGCUCGCAGGUGGAAGCGUGGGAAAGCUAUAUGCCGCUGAAAGUUAGAGAGAAAGCGCAGAGGGCGGUGGCUCAGAUUCUAGCGGAUGGUACGUUGGCCGCAGAGGAAGAUAUGCUUCGCUUGUAUAGGAUAAUGGCGAAACAUAGCAGACGAAUGGGUGCGUCGAAGGUUUUUGAGAAAGUUGAGGAACAAGGGCGUUUCAUCUGCUCUCUCAAAUUUCAUAUAAUGUGGGCAGAAACCUACGCACAGAGCGGUAACCUGGAUCGAUUCACGCAUGUGCUAAAUUUGGCCAGAAGUCGACUACCGGAGCUUUCUCCGAUAGAGCUAGAAGCAGGCUUCAGGGACCUUGCUGACCAGUACUUCCCCAAUAGCGAUAUAUUCAACGACGACGAGGAAACUAUGGCUGUGUUCAAAAUACAGAAAGUUGGCGAUCCUAAGACGAAACGAAGUGCGAGAUUCAGCUUGUUUCGAACAUUCCGACGAACGUUCAAAUGUUUUCUUACAGAUCGACGUCGAUCAUCUUUAGCAGCUUUUGAGGCGCAUGCUAAGGAUAACCUCAAAGCAGCCCAUGGUCCUGCAAACCCAACUUUCGGCCAAAAUACACGUACAAAACUACGGUUCGAACUAGUGGAUCGUCCCGAAGCUGGCUAUCUCGCUCCCUCAAUUGAAGAACUGAGAGCAGCGAUGAUUGCAGACCAACAAAUGGAAGAGAAUGACGAUCUUCUCGUUGUCCCCAUGGAUAUCACUAUGAAUUGCACAGAGCCAGCCGCCGCGUCUCAUCACCUAGCAGGUGUGCCUGAAUUGAAAGAGUUGGGUAAACGUAAUCGUAUCUUGGAGACCGUAGAGGAGGUCGAUUCUGAUUUUUCAAACGAAGACAAACGGCGUCGUGUAUUCUCACCUGCAGCGCCCGUGCGAGAAAGCGUCUUAGCACGACAACAGAAGCAGGCUGCACAGCCCUCGAAGUCGUCUACUCAGCCCUCAUCGUCGGCAACGUUUAUUACGGGCUCUUCUUUCACUGAGAAGGCAUACAAUGACAUGAAAGCAAUGUUAUCCGAUACUGUAGAUAUCAACAAAGUUGGCGGAUUGCCUGGAAUAACAGAUGAAACGACUCUGCCAGUUGCUGCUCCAGCUAUUGAAGCUUUCGAAGUUUUCAUUGACAAGGAUGAAUCUCAACGCCCGUCCAGCCUGAAGCAAAAUGAAAACUUGUCAGCCCAUCCUGUCACCCAUUCUCGUCCCCAAGGAGAACGAGCACCUCUUCAGCAGAUCCCAGUGCAAGUUGCUGGUGGAGACUCUGAAAAACUGACUGAUAUUAAGAGAAAGGGUGUCCUUACCAAUGUGCGCGAGGAGGAGGUGUUUAAGCCUCAAAAAUUCUUGCAAAUUGAAGACGAGGAGACUGUGGCUGGAGCGAAGUUUUCUUGCUUGGGCAUUGAUAAGAAACCAGAUCGUGGAAUUGUAACAUCGACCCCAGCUUACCAAAUGCACCAUCCUCCUACUCACGAAGAUUUCUUCGCUCCU